Fusarium fujikuroi IMI 58289 is the source of this 729-nucleotide messenger RNA. Its product is annotated as probable H+-transporting two-sector ATPase chain b precursor. Gene Ontology annotation, molecular function: proton transmembrane transporter activity. Gene Ontology annotation, biological process: proton motive force-driven ATP synthesis. The record is from RefSeq and is a predicted model, not a curated record. Bases 1 to 729 code for a protein of 242 amino acids. The transcript is spliced from 4 exons. Lineage: Eukaryota; Fungi; Ascomycota; Sordariomycetes; Hypocreales; Nectriaceae.
AUGGCGUCACGCUUGGUACGAAGCGCCGUCGGCGCUCCCCUCCUCCGACCCGUCCUCGCCCGCCGAGCUGCCCCUGCCAUCUCUGUUGCCGCAGCGCGAUACAACAGCAAUGUUCCCGCCGAGGACCCCAAGAAGAAGGCCCAGAGCAUCAUUGACGCUCUUCCCGGUAACAGCCUGCUCAGCAAGAGCGCCAUCCUGAGCUCCGCCGCUGGUCUUUCCAUCUACGCCAUCUCCAGCGAGUACUACGUCAUGAACGAGGAGACCAUCAUCGCCAUCUCCCUUCUCUCAGUCUGGGGUGCCUUGAUCAAGUACGGUGGCCCGGCUUACAGGGAGUGGGCUGAGACGCAGAACAACAAGAUCAAGAACAUCCUCAACAGCGCCCGUGCCGACCACACCGAGGCCGUCAAGGGCCGCAUUGAGGACGUCAAGCAGAUGGGCAGCGUUGUUGAGAUCACCAAGAACCUUUUCGAGGUUUCCAAGGAGACCGCCAAGCUUGAGGCUGAGGCUUUCGAAUUGGAGCAGAAGACUGCUCUUGCUGCUGAGGCCAAGACCGUCCUUGACUCUUGGGUCCGAUACGAAGGCCAGGUCAAGCAGCGACAGCAGAAGGAGCUCGCUCAGUCCGUUAUCGCAAAGGUCCAGAAGGAGCUUGAGAACCCUAAGGUUCUUCAGCAGAUCCUCCAGCAGAGUGUUGCGGAUAUUGAGAAGAUCGUUGCCUCCAAGGCCCAAUAG